AUUUAAUUACGCGCCGGCAUGACGUGCUCGGAGCCAGGUAGAGGAACAGGGAGUUGGCGAGGAAGGGGAACCAUUACGCAGAUUAUCAUGACAUCACCACGGGCUGCCUAUAAAGCGGUGAAGACUAAAACACGGAGUUAGAGGAGCACUUGAGAAGCUUUGGAGUAAAGGACGGAUUGAAGCUUCUUGUGUUUCACAGCUCACCGGCUGCAACCAUCCUGUCGUUCUGACGUUCACCGCGGAGGAAUCCCUCUCAUAAGACUUAUAUUAAACAUGAACUUGUCGUAUUUGGUAGCUUGUGGACUUAUGGUCACCCUGCUUUCGGUGCGGAUGGGGGCGAAACCUUUAUCUCAGGCGCAGCAGAAGACUCUUAGAAAUAUGGUGGGCGAAGAGCUGGCGGAGUUUUUGGAGUCGGAGGAGAGGGAGAGGCGGCUAGAUGCUGUGCGCUCUCGGAUGCGGUUACUGCGAGAAUUACGCGUGGACACCCGGGCUCGAGGGAUGUGGGCACGGCUGCUAAACGACCAGCCCGCACCGAGGAAACACAAAUCAGGAAACAAGAAAGGAGGAUCCACGUCGCGGAGUGGCUGCUUCGGACACAAGAUGGACCGAAUAGGAACCCUCAGCGGCAUGGGGUGCUAGGGCUGGACCGACGCUGUGCUGAUCUCUGGACGAUGGUUUGGAACAACUAGGGUUCAGUUUGUUCUCACCUGAGGGGGGAAAAAAAACUCACCAAGCAACGGAUUUUCGGUACGAAAGUCACCACGACCAGCAAAAAUAAGGACUGGGAUGACAAUGCU
This is a messenger RNA of Thalassophryne amazonica, 797 nucleotides long. It is a transcript of the gene nppc, whose product is annotated as natriuretic peptide C. Gene Ontology annotation, biological process: cGMP biosynthetic process; receptor guanylyl cyclase signaling pathway. The record is from RefSeq and is a predicted model, not a curated record. Bases 274 to 639 code for a protein of 121 amino acids. NCBI's taxonomy places the organism in Eukaryota, Metazoa, Chordata, Actinopteri, Batrachoidiformes, Batrachoididae. Gene Ontology annotation, cellular component: extracellular region. Gene Ontology annotation, molecular function: hormone activity; hormone receptor binding. The transcript has 3 exons.